This is a messenger RNA of Parascedosporium putredinis, 1806 nucleotides long. NCBI's taxonomy places the organism in Eukaryota, Fungi, Ascomycota, Sordariomycetes, Microascales, Microascaceae. The record is from the annotation of a GenBank genome assembly.
AUGCCGCUACGGCCUCUACCCGCGAUGGCCUUCCUGCAGGCCUGCGAACCCUUUCCCUUCGAGGAGCUGCGUGUCGAGUGCAGGCGUCUGGUAGCUUCCGCAGAGAAGGACUGGGCCGCAAGGGCAAAGGAUAUCUCCGCAGGGCGACGACAGCACGUGUGGGACAUUUUUGACGAGCGUGGCUUCAUCAAGGACGUCGCGGGACGACCAGAACUCAUCAAGGAGCUCAUCCUCAAGAAGCGCAUCGGCGCCUACGUCGGUAUCGACCCCACCGCCGAAUCGCUCCACAUCGGCCAUCUGCUUCCUCUUAUGCCACUCUUCUGGCUCUACUUCAACGGCCUCCCCACAACGACACUCAUUGGCGGCGCGACGGCGAGAGUGGGCGACCCCACUGGCCGGUUACAGAGCCGCGAGACGCUGUCCAACGCCGACGUCGCGAAGAACAUCACCAAGAUACACUACCAGCUCAAGAAAAUUUGGGCCAACGUGCAGUCCAUCGGCCGAAAAUAUGGCCAUGAAGGCGAAUGGGCCGGCCGUCCUUAUCUUAAGAACAACAACAUGUGGCUCAACUCCUUGCCUCUCUACGAUUUCCUGAAGCGGCUUGGGAGGCAUACCCGGAUUGGGCCCAUGUUGAGUCGAGAAACUGUCAAGAGGAAGAUGAACGAGGGCGACGGCAUGUCAUUCGCCGAGUUCACGUACCCUCUGCUCCAGGGCUGGGACUUUUGGCACCUCUACUCCAAGAACAGUGUGCAGAUGCAGAUCGGCGGUUCAGACCAGUACGGCAACAUUGUGGCUGGCAUCGAUAUUGUUAAGACGUGUCGCGAUACCGAGACGGCCGAAUACCUCAAGUUCCCCAGCGACUGGUCUCACGACCCCAUCGGCUUCACCGUCCCGCUCUUGACCGACUCGUCCGGCGCCAAGUUCGGCAAGAGCGCCGGCAACGCCGUCUGGCUCGAUAACACCCUGACCGCCCCCUUUGAGCUUUACGGCUACUUUGUCCGCCGGCCCGACGAGGACGUUGAGAACCUAUUGAAGCUCUUCACUUUCCUACCCCUGCCCGAUAUUUCGAGGCUCAUGGCGCUCCACGGAGAAAAUGUGGCGCGCAGGAUUGCGCAGCACGUUUUGGCCUUUGAGGUUACCUCCCUCAUCCACGGCCCCGAGGUCGCUCUCCGAGAGCAGAUGCAGCACCAGCUCAUGUUUGGCAAGUCCCCAUCGAGCUCCCCGAGGGCAUGGUCACCUCGGCCAAGGGAGACCAUCAAGCUCCCCGAGUCCCUCGUCAACGGCAAGUCGAUGGCCCGUAUCCUCUACGCCUGUGGUCUCGCCUCGUCCACCAGCGACGGCACCCGCCUUGUCCAGAAUAGCGGUGCCUACGUCGCCGCCUCUCCCGGUCCUCACAAGCAGAGACUCAUCCCCGGCAGUCUUGACUGGACUCCUAUCAAGACCUGGUACCCCUCCGAUACUGCCCGCUUCCUGAUUGACGGCCGCAUCCUUAUCCUGCGAAAGGGCAAGUACAACGUCCGCAUCAUCGAGGUGAUUUCCGACGAGGAGUGGAAAGAGUCGGGUAUGACUUACCCCGGCGAGCCUUACACGGGCAAGCUGAGGCAGGUUCUCAAGGCGUUGAAGGAGGAGAAGGCGCUAGACGAAGAGGGCGCCCUGGAGCACGACGAGGAGUUUAGCGAGGGUUCGGAAGAAGGCAAGAACGGCACCAACUCGCCACCUUCCCCGUCCGAACUGUCCACAACAAUCCCGAUAUCCACUUCCCUCUGGGUCCCAGGAAAGGCAAAUCCAAUUAAGGGAGCCACAUAG